Messenger RNA from Exophiala dermatitidis NIH/UT8656, 1993 nucleotides. RefSeq names its product uroporphyrinogen decarboxylase. Gene Ontology annotation, molecular function: uroporphyrinogen decarboxylase activity. Bases 185 to 1276 code for a protein of 363 amino acids. NCBI's taxonomy places the organism in Eukaryota, Fungi, Ascomycota, Eurotiomycetes, Chaetothyriales, Herpotrichiellaceae. The transcript is spliced from 3 exons. Gene Ontology annotation, biological process: heme biosynthetic process. The record is from RefSeq and is a predicted model, not a curated record. Gene Ontology annotation, cellular component: cytosol.
CGUCACUACCUACUCCCCACGCUGUUUCUGACAAACAAACUGCCAGUGUCGGUCCAACUUGAAGGUCGAAUUGAAUUCCGUUCUGUCCAAGCACUGAACGCAUUGUCUCGACCAUAGUACGCAUCUUGUACUAUUCCCUCACCUGCCUCUCCCUUUUCUUCUCGCAGCGCGAGCGCCUGGCAUCAUGCCCCACGACUUUCCGCCUCUGAAAAAUGACCGACUUCUCCGGGCGGCCCGCGGCGAGCAAGUCGACCGACCGCCCAUGUGGGUGAUGCGACAAGCCGGUCGGUACCUCCCCGAAUACCACGAAGCGAAAGGGAACCACGACUUCUUCGAAUGCUGCCGGUCGCCCGAGAUUGCGUCGACCCUGACACUGCAGCCGAUCGAUCGGUACGAGGGUCUGAUUGACGCCGCCAUCAUAUUCUCCGAUAUCCUGGUGAUUCCGCAGGCACUAGGCAUGGACGUACAGAUGGUGGACGGAGUUGGACCCAAAUUCCCCGAGCCUCUCCGGUCGCCGGCCGAUAAACAAUACAAAGAGGUUCUCGAGCGAGAUGUGGACGUGGCCAAAGAGCUGGGCUACGUAUAUAAAGCUAUUACGCUGACCCGGACCAAGCUGGCCGGGCGAGUGCCCUUGUACGGAUUCUGCGGCGCUCCCUGGACUCUGCUGUGCUACAUGGUAGAGGGCGGAGGCACCAAGCUGUUUCGAGAAGCAAAGACGUGGAUCUACAAGUACCAAAAGGAGAGCCAGGCAUUGCUACAGAAGAUCUCGGAGGUCUGUGUCGAGCAUCUGGCGUUGCAGGUUGCCGCCGGGGCACAGAUUGUCCAAGUCUUCGACUCGUGGGCUGGAGAACUCUCGCCCGCCUCGUUCAGGGAAUUCGCUUUACCUUGGCUCAAAUACAUUUCAACGAAUCUGCCAAAGCGGCUACGCGAGAUGGGUGAAGAUGUUGUCCCUAUGGUCGUCUUCGCAAAGGGCGCCUGGUAUGCUCUGGACGAACUGUGCGAUUCAGGCUACGACGUCGUCGGGCUCGACUGGCUGCACGACCCGGCGGAAGCUGUCAAGAUCGCUCGAGGCCGAGUGACGUUGCAAGGCAAUGCGGACCCUGGUGUUCUAUACGGCUCCCAUGAAGCGAUCACGGCCGUGGUCGAGAACAUGGUCCGGGGCUUUGGCGGAGGGAAACAGCGCUGGAUCGUCAACCUCGGCCAUGGAAUCACCCCUGGUGUCAAUCCUGACAACCUCAAGUUUUUCUUUGAGGAGGUUCAUAGAUGUACGACAUGAGCCGGCUAAACUGUUUGAUAGAAGAAAGAUUUAUACACGUGGUACUAAAAGCGAGAUUUGUUCUCAUUCCUCGCCAAUAUCUUCAUUCCUGCUCGCGACUAAUAUCAGCGGGGAUUGAUAAACAAAGAAGGGUGGAAGGACAGCCGUUGCCACCCAGGGAGGAUCAGGGCGGACAUUGCGGGGAAGGCAUAGCACAGCAUGCAAUAAGAACAAAACACACACUGAGUGAGAGGCCUCUCAGGGAAGAAAACAAAGAGCCACUGGCAGGACAGAACCUAAAGCUCAAAGAUGCACUGGCAGUGAGAGUCGACGAGAGAAACUAGGACUUGAACAUACCACACACGAGGCUUCUCCUCAAUAAACACUCUCAUGAGCUCCUCACACUCGCGGCUCUCCAGCACAACCACCUCGACACCCCUCUGUUUCAAGUACUCUUCGCCCCCCAUGAACGUCUUGUUCUCCCCAAUCACCACCCGGCCCACUUUGUACAGCAGACAAGCACCCGUACACAUGUCACAGGGACUGAGCGUCGUGUACAUUGUGGCUCCAGCGUAUGCUGAUGCCGGUAGACGGCCGGAGUUUUCGAGGGCCGAGAUCUCGCCCUGCAGUAAGAUAGGAGAGCUGAUGAGAACACAUGUAAACAAAUAGUAGACUCGCAAUAUAUGUACUGGACCUAGCUAUGCAUGUAUUGUGAAUGGUUACUUACAUGAAGAGUCG